AUGGUCCAUCUCGCUACCUGCGUCACCCUCUUCGCGGCGGCCGCUGCCGCUGUCGCCCCUGCCCGCCGCCACGACGGUGAGGACCACGCCGCUGGCGCCGAGGCCGGUGGCAUCGUCAUCGGCACCCCGUCUCCCGGUGCCAUCCCCACCGGCCACGGACACGGUGACGACGAGGAGGAUGAGGAUGACGAGGAGUGGGAUGACGAUGAGGAGGACGAGGAUGAGGAGGAUGAUGAUGACUACGGUCACGGCCACGGCGGCUGGGGUGACCACGGCGGUCACGGUGGCAAGUGGGGCGACAAGGAGUCUGCCGCUCCCACCAAGCCCGGCCCCGUGCCCACCGCGGCUCCCGAGCCCAGCACCGUGCCCGAGCCUGAGGUCUCUGGCACCGAGAGCGGCGCCGACGCUGCCACCCCCGCUCCCUCGGGCCCCCUUGUCGUUUCUGGCGCUUCCACCGUCGGCGCCACCUGGGCUCUCGUCGCUGCCCUUGCUGCCUCUGUCGCCUACCUUGCCUAG
Messenger RNA from Parascedosporium putredinis, 516 nucleotides. NCBI's taxonomy places the organism in Eukaryota, Fungi, Ascomycota, Sordariomycetes, Microascales, Microascaceae. The record is from the annotation of a GenBank genome assembly.